This is a messenger RNA of Pisolithus orientalis, 1484 nucleotides long. Its product is annotated as WD40-repeat-containing domain protein. Gene Ontology annotation, cellular component: nucleus. The record is from RefSeq and is a predicted model, not a curated record. Gene Ontology annotation, molecular function: protein binding. Bases 61 to 1305 code for a protein of 414 amino acids. The transcript is spliced from 6 exons. NCBI's taxonomy places the organism in Eukaryota, Fungi, Basidiomycota, Agaricomycetes, Boletales, Pisolithaceae.
CAGGAAGACCAAUGGGAUGUACCGAGUGGCUGGGCCAUCGACUUUGACCGUGCCAACUUCAUGUUAAAGGAGAGUGCCUGCACCGAUGUGUUCGUACCGUCGGAGAAAUUCGCCGGCUCAGCAACAGCAUGCCCGCCAGUGUCGAGAAAGUCUCCUCUAAUGUUGGACUGGCGUCGUUUGUACAGGGAUCGCGCGCUACUUGAGCAGCGCUGGCGGGACCCCGAGGGCGAACCUCACGUUCUGAGAAUUGAUGGUCACCGGGAUAGUGUGUACUGCCUCGAUUUUGACUCAUCACGCAUUAUCACCGGCUCCCGAGAUAGAACAAUCAAGGUUUGGUGUAUCAAAACCGGAAAGUGCAUCGCUACUUUUGAAGGGCAUACGGGAAGUGUUCUAUGCCUCAAGUUUGAGCGGGACUGGGAUGUUGGCGCCGAUGGUGUGGUUCGUGGAUUCAUGGUCAGUGGGAGUAGCGACUGUACGGUUUGUGUCUGGGAUUUGAUAUCGACGCCGGUCACCGCUGGGGAGAGAAACAGCGACUCAACUAUCACUCAUGGGUCCUCGAGAUCAAACAGUGCUCUUUCAAAUGUUACUACCGGGACGUUUGGUGCCCCUCGGAGGGUGUCUGCAGAAUUGCGACAUGUGUUACGGGGACAUUCGGCAGGCGUGUUGGAUCUAAAGAUGGAUGAGCGCUGGAUCGUCACCUGUUCAAAAGAUGCUUUAAUGAAUGUUUAUGACCGAAAGACACUGACCUUGCAUACUGUCUUGAGUGGCCAUGAGGGUCCCGUGAAUGCUGUAGGGCUGGAGAACGGCCGUGCCGUUAGCGCGAGCGGCGACGGUAAAAUGAUACUGUGGGAUGUCGAAACCGGAAGCUGCAUCCGCAUCUUUGAAGGACACGAAAAAGGACUGGCAUGUAUCGAGUUCAAGAACGAUCUCAUUCUAAGUGGCUCAAAUGAUUGCACGAUUAAGCUUUGGCGCGCUUCGACAGGAGAGUGCCUGCACACGUUCGCUGGACACACGCUCUUGGUCCGCGCUUUGUACUUCGAGCCAAAGGCGGGAUAUAUCGUCAGCACCAGCUACGACCGGAGCGUGCGAGUGUGGGAGUGGCGUGAACCUGAAGUUGGGGAAAGCCCGGACAGAAGUAAAUCGAAAGGCGUGGGUCGACUGGUGAGGGAGUUUAGAAACCUACACGCGAGCCACAUCUUCGAUGUCAAGUUCGACGUCGGUAAGAUCGUCAGCACAUCGCAUGACCAGAAGAUUGUCGUUUUGGACUUCUCAUAUGGGAUUGAAGGUGCACCGCUAUUCACUUAGUAUAUCUCGUGUACGGGCGUUCUACCGGGUGACUGUUGAAAAAGCCUUAACUCACUGCAUUACCUUCAAACGUGGCGAACAGCACUACUACUGGCGAGGACUGUUGUUACUCAUCUGACAUACCCAACUAUUUAUUCAUCCUACCCAUUGACAAUUCGUGUACCGAUACUACCUAAUGA